GAAUUGGAAAAAAUAUUUAUGCAAAAAAUUGCAGAAAUGCCUUCAGAAGAAAUAGAGCUGUCUGUUGUGGGAAACAGAAAUGUUAAAAGAAAAAUCAGAAUUUCGUCUCAAGGAGAAAUAGAAGAAAAUGUUGUUGUUGAUCCACCAGUAACUAAGAAAAAAAUAAUGUCCCAGAAAGGAAUGAGGAAUCCAUUUCCACGUCCGGUAAUUGCAAUGUUACCACAGCGGACAACACUGGUUCCCUUAUCAAUUAUGCAGUCAACCAGUACAACGUCUUCAAAACCUGCAACAAAGGUAAAGAAAGGUAUUAAGAGGAAAGCAGACACAACUACUCCUACUUUAUCACUAAAUACAACCAGCUGUGAAUCUUCUCCAACCUUUAAUGAAACAAAGCAAAAUAAAAUCCCUGCUGGACCAGAGAAAAUUCGAUUUGUUGAACCACCAGGACGAGACCUCCCUGAUUCACAGCAUCCAGUGAAAAGCAAUCCUUUAUCCGAACAGCUGAAGCACUGUAACAGUAUCCUUAAUGAGAUGAUGUCAAAAAAACACGAAGCCUAUGCUUGGCCAUUUUAUAAACCUGUAGAUCCUUCAACUCUUGGCUUGCUUGAUUGUGUGGAUGGAAUGAAUGAUCCAAUGGAUCUUGGAACUAUCAGAGCUAAAAUGGAGAAUGGAGAAUACAAAGAUACACGAGAGUUUGCUUCUGAUAUUCGACUGAUGUUCACAAAUUGUUACAAAUACAAUCCACCAGAAAAUGAAAUUGUCAACAUGGCUAGAAAAUUACAGGAUGUUUUUGAAAUUAUGUUUGCCAAAGUACCAGAUGAACCUGUUGAGACUAUGACUGAAAAGUAUAAAGCUUCAUCCAAUGGGAGCAGCAGUAGCUCUUCAUCUGAAAAUAGCUGCUUUUCUGACUCUGAAGAUGAAAGGGCGCGGGGCUUGGCUUUGCUACAUGAGCAGCUCAGAAUGUUUCAAGAACAACUCAAAGCUUUGACCGCAGGUCCUCCAGCCAAAGUGAAGAAAAAGAAAUCUAAAAAAGAAAAAAAUAAGAAAAAAAUGAAGGAGCGAAAAAAACGCUCAAAGAAAAAACUAAACUUGAUUAACAAGAAGAAAAAGUUAAAACAGAAAGAACUGAAGAAGAAAUCAUUGCUUGGUGACUCAAAGAAGAAGAAACUGCAUGAAUCGUCUGAUGAAGACCAUGGCAAACCCAUGACUUAUGAUGAAAAAAGGCAGUUAAGCUUGGACAUCAAUAAAUUGCCUGGAGAAAAGCUUAGGAGGGUUGUUAAUAUUUUACAAUCUAGAGAACCCUCACUGAAAGACUCUAACCCUCAUGAGAUAGAAAUAGAUUUUGAGACACUGAAACACUCAACCCUGAGGCAUCUAGAAAAAUAUGUCACGGUAUGUCUACGGAAGAGGCCCAAAAAAUCCAACGCUGAAAAAUCCCAAAAAUCAAAAGAACAAAUUAAUAAAGAAAAGAAACAAGAACUAGAAAAAAGGUUACAAGAUGUCAGUGUGCAGUUAACCUCCGCUAAGAAUUCUAAAGCCUUAGAGGACGUGACCGCAGCCCCACAGAUUAUGGGAGGCCCCAGCCGACUUAGUGAAAGCAGUAGUAACAGCUCCUCAAGUUCUGAUGAAAGCAGCAGCAGCGAUUCCAGCACUUCUGAUAGCAGUGACUCUGAAUCAGAAUUAAACCUCCCUCUGCAUUUCAUUAAAGAAGUAAUUUCACCUAUAAAACAAGAAAAGUUGCCUCAUCCAGAAGUGUCCACACUUACUACUCUACCUAAACCUGAUUACAGAAAUGACUCACAAUCUUCAGAGGAUUGUAUACCACCCAUAUCCAGAGAGCCACUAAAACAAUCCUGGGAUAUUUUUUAUGUAUUUCCAGAUCAAUUUCCUCCUUUAGUUUUCACCAGUGUUUUAUCACCUAUCCGUUCUCCUCCGUUUGACCAUAUACCUGCACAAGCCCACAGAAAACCAUCUUCAUCUGAACAUUGUCCACAACAAAUGGAUAGAUCUGCUUUGGAGGAUUUACACUUUUCACAACCUGGAUAUGAUGCUAGGCAAGAAUCAUCCAACACAAGCACGCCAGUGGUUCAUCUUGAAGCUCCCGCUGAUUGUAAAAAAGAUAACCUUACCAAAUCUGACACUGCUUUUGGAAACUGUUCUGAUCACCCUGUAUUGCAAACUAUCCAGAAGGACGAUAUGACAUCAUCCCAGGAAGACGGUGUUAUACAGAGAACCCCAGACACAAAAGUGGAUAAUCUAAAAAAGAAUGCAACAACAAAAAAUGCGCCUUGCUGGGCUAGUCUCUCAAAAACUCUCACCACGACCACCACCACCACACCCUCAUCGAUAAAGUCAUCCAGCAACAUCUUUCUGCAGUUCAAAAAAGCAGCACUGGCAAAAGAAGAGCGGGAGAGAGCGCUAAAGGCCCAAGAAUUAAAGGGACAGCAGGACUGUCACGUUGAGAAAGAUGACAAAAUCAGAAAAACAACAAACUGUGAUACAACUGAGCCAAUAUCUGUUCAACCUUCUGAUCUAUGCAAUGAAGAUGACCGCAGUUUGCAAAGAAAGAAGGAGCAAGAGCGCCGACGAAGAGAAGCGAUGGCUGGAACCAUUGACAUGUUUCAACAGAGCAAUAUUAUGGCAUCGUUUGAAGAGACUCUUUGAAACGUCCAUGGAUUUUAAAGCCAAUCCCUUUAUACUUUGAGAAAAAGUCACUUCCUAAUAUGAGUUGUCAAUGGAAAAAAGACGCAAAUGUUGUUAAAAAUAACUGUAAUUUAUGUUAUAAGCACUUAAUAUUUAUAAUACUCCUUGUACAGCCCAUUAAAGAUUUCAACAGAAAUUGCUAUACAGAUUGUAGUUACUUUUCGAUAUCUUAUGCAUCUUUAAGAUUCUAUAUUUUGUGAAUCUUCACUGUUUUCUUGCAACAAAUACUUCUUACAUAAUGUAUACAUAGUAUUGGUUUCUUGUCAAUUAACCAAUGAGCAACGACCUAGAAUGUUAGUUUUGGAAUGAGAAGAAAAAGCCUUGAGUUGAUUGUUAUGUUCGAAAGAACAACACAUAAUGUAAAUGUAAAUUUAACAUAAUUUGUAUGGAUUUAAGAAGUCGUUUUUUGCAUAUUGUACUUUCUAUUUAUUUUAUGCAUGUAAUUUGCUGUAUUAUGUUUCAAUGACAAAUGCCUUAGAGAAAGCCUUUGCUUGGGACAAAUGAAUUUUGUAAAAAUUUGUGUUCACUUGUUUUGUACAGCAUUUAAUAUAAUAAAAAAAGCUGUAAUAUGA
Bombina bombina (fire-bellied toad) is the source of this 3275-nucleotide messenger RNA. RefSeq names its product bromodomain testis associated (gene BRDT). Gene Ontology annotation, biological process: chromatin remodeling; positive regulation of transcription elongation by RNA polymerase II. The coding region runs from base 19 to 2664 and encodes 881 amino acids. The record is from RefSeq and is a predicted model, not a curated record. The transcript is spliced from 17 exons. Gene Ontology annotation, cellular component: chromatin; nucleus. Lineage: Eukaryota; Metazoa; Chordata; Amphibia; Anura; Bombinatoridae.